UAGCGAGAGAAACAGAGAGUCGACCACACGAAGAGAGACCAGCCGGAAGCUGACCGAAGCGACAACGUAGGACAGGGACCGAAACUCGCAGCAUCCGCGCUCUGCUACCUCGAAACCCCGACCCUCAUCCCCCCCCAUCCCCAUUCCUCGAAUCCCAGCUGCCCCUGGAAACCAUCAGUCUCCCAGUCUCAGCCAUGAGGUUCCCACAGACGCCCGCUGCCGCCCUCUUCUUCUGCCUCUUGCUACAGAUGAACGGUCUUCAAGCAGCGCCUCCGGGGCGCCCAGAUCAGUCGCUGUCGCCUCUCAUAUCUGAACACGAAAACUUGGCAGCUGGAGGAGGGAAGCCAGGGGAAAGAGAGAGCCUAGAUCCAGAGAUAAGGGAGGAGAGAAGCCCAGAACAAGAGCCUGAGGAAGACGAAGAUCUAUUCCAGGGGGUAGAUCCACGGGCGCUGGCCGCGGUCCUGUUACAGGCGCUAGAUCAUCCUGCCUCGCCCCCGGCUCCAGGGAUCUUGCAGCAGCAGCAGCAGCAGCAACCGCCACCGCCGCAGCAGCAACAGCAGCAGCAGAAAGGAGAGGCUUUGCUAACAGAAACUGUGCGUAGCCAGACCCACAGCCGCCCGGCCCCAGACACAGGGGUACCCCCAACGCUUUCCCGUAUCCCAGAGGAGCGUAGCUCGGAGGGUUCCGAUCCUUCCGAGGAACUAGAGGCACUUGAAUCCCUGCUCCAGGAACUACGCGCUUUCAGUCCAGCGAAUGCUAAGAGAGAGCCAGAGGCUGCUGCAGCUGAGGCGGAAACGCAUACCCAUACAUUGACCCGGGUCAACUUGGAGAGUCCCGGACCUGAGCGUGUAUGGAGGGCCUCCUGGGGAGAGUUCCAGGCGCGUGUCCCUCCCCCACCCCCAUUUCCUCGGCGGUUCCAGGAGCAAUUGCCUGAGGGCGUAUCCCUUCCUGAGGUGCGCCAGGGUGAGAGCGAGCCUACUCUAAAAACACACGGCGAGAGCCUAGCACCUCUCUACAAGGCGCGCCAGAUCGAGAGUGCCCCUUUCUCCAAAACGCACCGCCCAGAAAGCGCAGCCAUGAGUAGGCUUGCAGCUGGAGGGCGCCUCCUGCAGCGGGGGCUGGCCCAGGUAGAGGCAGGUAGGCGGCAGGCUGAGGCUACGAGGCAGGCGGCAGCCCAAGAGGAAAGAUUGGCUGAUCUAGCCUCUGACUUGCUGCUCCAAUACCUGCUACAAGGCGGCGGCGGCCUGGAGCGAGGUGUAGGGGACCGGGGACUUCAGGGGGAAGAGGAGGAGGAGAGAGAAAGGGAGAGGGAGGAGGAAGAAGAGGGAGUGAUCCGAGGCGGGGAGGAGGAGGACGAGCAGGGGGAUGAGGAAGACGCUGAGGCAGAGGCUGAGGAGGUUGAGAGGGGGCGGCAGAAUGCAUUGCUAUUCGCGGAAGAGGAGGAAGGGGAAGCUGGGGCUGAGGACAAGCGCUCCCAAGAGGAGACACCAGGUCAAAAGCGAAAGGGGCAGGUGGAAGGAGAAGGAGAAGAAGAUGAGGAAGAGAUGGACCCGCAGACUAUCGACAGCCUAAUUGAGCUGUCUACUAAACUGCACCUGCCAGCCGACGACGUAGUCAGCAUCAUUGAGGAGGUGGAGGAGAAGCGUAAGCGGAAGAAGAAUGCCCCUCCUGAGCCCCUACCUCCUCCUCGGGCCCCCCCCGCGCCUACUCACUUUCGCUCCCCAAGGCCCCCCCCACCACCAUCUUUCCCUGCCCAAGAUGAGCUGCAGGAUUGGAAUGAGGUGCUCCCACCCUGGGACAGAGAUGAAGUGUUCCCCCCAGAGCCCAACUACCCCUUUCCUAACUACAUCCAGCCCCGUACACUCCUCCCACCUCUCUCUUCCCCGACCCGCCGCCACCACUACCACGCACAGCCCUCAGAGGGGUCGCAGUACCACUUCGGCCUUAGCCCACAAGGGCGGCGGGGCGAGGAGGAAGAAGAGAGGCAGCAGCAGGAGGAGGAGGAGCUGGAGAAUUAUAUUGAGCACGUGCUGCUCAGACGCCCCAGCUUGUUCCCCUGACUCCGCUUUCCCAUUCGUGACGGUCCCCUCUCUUCCCCUGUGCAAACUUCCCUAAGCCCCCGUGUUGCUCUUUAGUGUUCUGCAUGCGGUCCCUGACCUUUUUUGCGGGGUGGGCAUAGUCCCACCCCUCGUCUCAGCCAACCUGGCCCCACCCGCUACUCUAAGCCCCGCCCCCUUCCCUUUAACCAUCUUCAGUGAGAGACGAGUACCCCACAUUCGUGGUAGGGUAUCAGAUCGGUGGGGGUGGAAGUUGAGGAGAAAAUUCCAAUCUGUCCGAAGCGGAAAGGAAGGAGCACUAGUGCGGAAACUCAAGAGGAUAGAAAACUCCCGUGUCCUACUAACUCCACCCACAAGUGAUACAGCGAAGGAGCAGCUGAAACCGGACUGUACAGAUUUGUUCCACACUCGUCUCCCCCACGGGGCCCCGUUCCCUUACCCUAAGCCACCCUAUCCCUCUUCCGAUUUCCCCAUCGAUGAACAAUAAUAAUAAAAAGCAAAAAGCAAACAAACAAAAACCAUACCAGUUGUGUAGAAGCCGCCUGUGAAUCGAAGCCCUCCCCGACCCCAGGGUUUUCCUAGGACCCUGAUCACUCCCCAAACUGAGACAACUCAACCCCUUCUUUCCCUUCUCUGUUGUAAAUACCCCUCACGGGGAAAAUAGUUUUGCUA
Vombatus ursinus (common wombat) is the source of this 2729-nucleotide messenger RNA. RefSeq names its product neurosecretory protein VGF-like. NCBI's taxonomy places the organism in Eukaryota, Metazoa, Chordata, Mammalia, Diprotodontia, Vombatidae. The transcript is spliced from 2 exons. Gene Ontology annotation, biological process: carbohydrate homeostasis; regulation of synaptic plasticity. The record is from RefSeq and is a predicted model, not a curated record. The coding region runs from base 195 to 2060 and encodes 621 amino acids. Gene Ontology annotation, molecular function: neuropeptide hormone activity.